Molecule: messenger RNA, 1425 nt
Organism: Oncorhynchus masou masou (cherry salmon)
Lineage: Eukaryota; Metazoa; Chordata; Actinopteri; Salmoniformes; Salmonidae
Product: trypsinogen-like protein 3
Exons: 5
Coding region: 595-1389 (264 amino acids)
Biological process (GO): proteolysis
Molecular function (GO): serine-type endopeptidase activity
Source: RefSeq, a predicted model, not a curated record
CGUGUUUUAAAUUAAAGAGCCUUACGUUUUUUGUUCUGUUUGUUUGUUUUUGCUUUGUUGUUUGUUGUUUAAAUCAUGUAAAAAAUAUAUAUACUGUAUAUUUGUACUUGGGUCAAAAAUGGUAAAUUGUAUGCUCUUAUACAGAUGUAAGAUCUUCAUUUGAUCACCUUGUUGCAGGAGCUUGUUGUGUAUUUGAGGUUUAAAAAGGCUCCUGAAGUAUUUAAUCUCCACCUAGAAAUGUCAGACUUGAUUUUCCCAGAUUUUCCCUGUAUCAACCCUUACAAAAAUGUCCAUUGAUUAUAGUGCACAUAAUAACUCACAUGUCCUGUUGCUGCAGGAUUGUUUUCUCGCUCUUGAAAACUGUCUGAAAUUAAGAUUAAUUUAAAAAAAAGUAUAUUACAAACAAGUCUGUAAUUGACUGAAUGGGGGCCUAUAACCAUACCUAUCCAGUCACAGACAUGAGAGAAGUGCCAGGUAAACAAAGCACAGGUGCAGCCCAGGCAGUCAACUCCCAGAGAUCUAAAGGCUCGAGACACAGAUACACAGGUAUAAAAGAACCACAGACUAAACCCAGGCUCAUACAGAGACCAAGACAUGAUGAAGCUGCUACUGCUGGCCUUGGCUUUGGGGUGUGCAGCGUCUGUUCCAGUGGAGGAGAAUGGAGCAUUGUUGCAGGAUGUUUGCCAACCCCACUCCAGACCCUGGCAGGUCUACCUGUGGAACACUAAGGGGGGCUGGUAUGGGGAGGAAAGGUGUAGUGGUGCCCUCAUCAACGAGUGGUGGGUGCUUACCGCCUGGAACUGCUUUGUCGAACCUGGCCACACUAUGGUUUCUCUGGGGGAGCAUGACCUGACAGUGGAGGAAGGGACAGAGCAACACAUCCAGGUGGCCAGAUAUGUGCAGCACGGGCCGUACGCACGAGGCCCCUCUCACAGCCUGGCAAUGGUGAAGCUGGCAGAGCCUGCCCGGUUCACUCAGCAUGUCAUGCCCGUCGCCCUACCCACACGCUGCACUCAGCUCCACGAGAAGUGUCUGGUCAGCGGCUGGGGCUCCAUCGUACCAGGACAUGACGAGCCCAAACUAAUCCUGAAGUGUGAAACACAGCGGGUCAUCGAUGACAAGAUGUGCCAGAUAGCCUUUCCCCUUUAUUGGAUUGAACAUGCAUUCUGUGCUAAAACCAUCAUCUCAACAGACAACUGCCUGUCUGACCAGGGCAGUACUGUGGUCUGUGGGGGUGAGCUACAGGGGUUGUUCUGGUCCAGUUCUUCUGAUGUUGGUUUGUACACCCGCCUGUGCCUGUACCUUGACUGGAUCAGUGACAUCAUGAACACCCCUGAUCCUACACCUGAACCUGCGUGGACCACCCCAGCAGCAGCUACAAUAUGGUGAUUGAAAAGAAAAACAAUAAAGUGAUAUGUACUGAAA